AUGGACUCAACCAAAACAAAUAAUAAAUGGGCGGCAGCUGGAAUUUUAAAUUCAGUUGGUAAAGACUUUGUAGCAGGUUCAGUUGGUGGAAUGUCUUCGAUUAUGGCAGGUCAUCCAUUUGAUACCAUUAAAGUUAUGUUGCAAGAUGCUUCAGGAAAUUUACCAAAAUUUAAAAAUGGUUUCCAAGCUUUAAAAUAUAUUAUGAAAGUUGAUGGAAUUAAAGGAAUAUAUAGGGGAUUAUCAGUUCCACUUUUUAGUGUUUCAUUUACAAAUUCAGUUUUCUUUGCAACAAAUAACUUUUGUCAAAGUUAUUUUCAUCCACCUUGUAAAGAUGAAAAUGGUGAAGAUAUUUUAAUACCAUAUCAUAAAGCUGCAGCGGCAGGAGCGAUAGCAGGUGGGGUUAUAUCAUUAUUAAUUACACCAAGAGAUUUAGUGAAAUCGAAAUUACAGGUUCAAUGUAGACCAUUUGGAUCGACCAAUGUUUCUCUUCAAUAUAAAGGACCAAUCGAUGUAAUUAGACAAACGAUUAAAAGGGAUGGAAUUAAAGGAAUGUUUAAAGGUAUAAGAUCAACUUUUUGUCGUGAUAUUCCAGGUGAUGCUGUUUAUUUUGUAGUUUAUGAAUUUAUGAAAAGAAAAUUAUUAGCUCUUUCAAAAAACAACAAUAACAAUAAUAAUAAUAAUGAUAAUAAUGAUAAUUCAUCACCAAAAGCAGGUGUACCAGCAUGGGUUGCCAUUGGUGCUGGUGGUUGUGCUGGUAUGUCAUUUUGGAUGUCAAUUUAUCCAAUGGAUGUAGUUAAAACUAGAAUUCAAACUCAACCUGAUCAUUUACCACCACAAUAUACAAGUGUUUUACAAACUAUCACUAAAAUCUAUAGAGAGGAAGGAAUAUCAGUAUUCUUUCGUGGUUUUAGUGCUACCAUUUUAAGAGCUUUUCCAACUAGCGCUGUAAAUUUCUUAAUGUACGAAACCACAAGAAAUUUAUUAAAUUCAAAAGAUCCAUUUUAUAAUAACAACGAUCAUUAUAAUGCCGAAUAA
Messenger RNA from Dictyostelium discoideum AX4, 1035 nucleotides. It is a transcript of the gene mcfD, whose product is annotated as mitochondrial substrate carrier family protein. Bases 1 to 1035 code for a protein of 344 amino acids. Lineage: Eukaryota; Evosea; Eumycetozoa; Dictyosteliales; Dictyosteliaceae. The record is from RefSeq and is a predicted model, not a curated record. Gene Ontology annotation, cellular component: mitochondrial inner membrane; cytoplasm. The transcript has 3 exons. Gene Ontology annotation, biological process: transmembrane transport.